Microtus oregoni (creeping vole) is the source of this 864-nucleotide messenger RNA. It is a transcript of the gene Dlx3, whose product is annotated as distal-less homeobox 3. Gene Ontology annotation, biological process: embryo development; regulation of transcription by RNA polymerase II; epithelial cell differentiation. Lineage: Eukaryota; Metazoa; Chordata; Mammalia; Rodentia; Cricetidae. The transcript is spliced from 3 exons. The record is from RefSeq and is a predicted model, not a curated record. Bases 1 to 864 code for a protein of 287 amino acids. Gene Ontology annotation, molecular function: DNA-binding transcription factor activity, RNA polymerase II-specific; RNA polymerase II cis-regulatory region sequence-specific DNA binding.
AUGAGCGGCUCCUUCGAUCGCAAGCUCAGCAGCAUCCUCACCGACAUCUCCAGCUCGCUCAGCUGCCAUGCGGGCUCCAAGGACUCGCCUACCCUGCCCGAGUCUUCAGUCACUGACCUGGGCUAUUACAGCGCUCCCCAACAUGACUACUACUCGGGCCAGCCCUACGGUCAGACGGUGAACCCCUACACCUACCACCACCAGUUCAAUCUCAAUGGGCUCGCUGGCACCGGCGCUUAUUCGCCAAAGUCGGAAUAUACCUACGGGGGCUCCUACAGGCAGUAUGGAGCGUACCGGGAGCAGCCGCUGCCUGCCCAGGACCCAGUGUCGGUGAAAGAGGAGCCGGAAGCCGAGGUACGCAUGGUGAACGGCAAACCCAAGAAGGUCCGAAAGCCGCGCACCAUCUACUCCAGCUAUCAGCUGGCUGCCCUGCAGCGCCGUUUCCAGAAAGCCCAGUAUCUGGCCUUGCCCGAGCGCGCCGAGCUAGCUGCACAGCUGGGCCUCACACAAACACAGGUGAAAAUCUGGUUCCAGAACCGCCGCUCCAAGUUCAAAAAGCUCUACAAGAACGGGGAAGUGCCGCUGGAGCACAGCCCCAACAACAGCGACUCCAUGGCCUGCAACUCUCCGCCGUCACCCGCUCUCUGGGACACGUCUUCCCAUUCCACUCCAGCCCCUACCCGCAACCAGCUGCCCCCACCGCUCCCGUACAGUGCCUCCCCCAACUACCUGGACGACCCCACCAACUCCUGGUACCAUGCACAGAACCUCAGCGGACCCCACUUACAGCAACAGCCACCUCAGCCGGCUACCCUGCACCAUGCCUCCCCGGGGCCCCCACCUAACCCUGGGGCUGUGUACUGA